AUGUCGGUAAGUAUUAUAAACGGCACUCACCAGAGUACUGACUGCGCGAUGGAGAAAAAAAAAAAAAAAAAAAAAGUAGUAACAUCAACAGCAUCAACAGCAACAAAAGCAACAAUAACAUCAACAGCAUCAACAGCAACAAAAGCAACAAUAACAUCAACAGCAACAGCAACAGCAACAGCAACAACAUCAACAGCUAUGAAGGAUUUAGAAGGAGUUAUAGGAAGUAGGGAGGGAAAAAACAAAAUUACAAAGGGGGGGGGUAUUAACGAAAUGAAAAGAAAAAUUACUAAUGGGAUGAGGAACGAAAAAGGAAGCGAAAAGGAAAGGGAAACGUUAAAGGCGAACAACCAAGCAAAAAAGGUAAAAGUGAGAAAGACCAUUUCGGUCGAUACAAAUUAUAUCAGUAAGCUUAUCAAAAAAAUAAAAACAUCUAGUUCGUUGAGCAGUGGCAUAAAUUCGUCGAAAGUACUGGGAGGGGAAGAAAAAAAAAAAAAAAAAAAUUUUAAAAUAAAAAUGAAAAACAGGGAAAGGGGAAAAACUUCAAAUGGGGAAAGUGGCCUAAAAAGGGGCAAUGAAAAAAAUGGAAGAGAUGUAUUUGCAGACGAAGGGGAUACAUAUAACAAAAAGGACGAGCAUUCGGGUGAGCAUUCGGGUGAGCAUUCGGGUGAGCAUUCGGGUGAGCAUUCGGGUGAGCAUUCGGGUGAGCAUGCCGAUGAGCAUACCGAUGAGCAUGCCGAUGAGCAUACCGAUAAGCAUACCGAUGAGCAUGCCGAUAAGCAUGCCGAUAAGCAUGCCGAUAAGCACACUGGUAAGCACACAAAUGAAAAUUUCACAGAUGAGCGAAACUUGAUCAGCGAAAAUAAAGCUCGUAUGGAAAAAAAAUUAAAUGAAAUAAAACUUCAAAUAAACGAUAGUAACAACAGCGAGUGGCUGGAAAAAUUAGACAUCACAAGCCCAGAAUAUUAUUAUUUGAAAAAUGUAAACUUAUUUGGAAAAUGUCAACAGAGAGAAAAUGAAUUGUUAAAAUUUGCUCAUACAAAUAUGUUAGAGGCUUUAAAAAAACUACAAAGUUUAAAUAUUGUAUUCAAUAGACCAUACGAUUUCUUAGCUGAUAUGGUAAAAAGUGAUGUGCAUAUGGAAAAGGUAAGACAAAAAAUAAUAAAAGAACAUGAAAUAACAGAAAUACGAGAAAAAAAUAAAUUAAAAAGACUGAACAAAAAAUUUAAAAAAAAAUCUGGCUCACUUAAAGUACGUGACCAACAGGAAGCUUUAGAGAAAAAAAAAAAUUUACAAAAAAUAGAUCAACUAAAAAAAGACGACAAUUUGGACAGCCUGAAUGUUCAGAACUUUUUCUUGAAGUACGCAAAGGCUACUGAUGAUAAGUUAGUGGACGGAAAAAAUGGCAGGAAAAACAUUAAUGAUAAAAGAAACGUAAAAACUACGAAAAAUAUGAAAAAUAUGAAAAAUAUGAAAAAUACGAAAAAUAUGAAAAAUAUGAAAAAUAUGAAAAAUAUGAAAAAUACGAAAAAUAUGAAAAAUAUGAAAAAUACGAAAUUUACAAAAUUUAUGAAAGACACAAAAGACAGCAAAGAUUUGUACAAACGUAAAGACAGAAUUGGGGUACAGACCAAAAAGAAAAAAAAGGGAAUUAAAAAAAACACAAAAAACAAAAGGAGGAAAAAGUUUAAGAGACACUAA
Molecule: messenger RNA, 1701 nt
Organism: Plasmodium malariae
Lineage: Eukaryota; Apicomplexa; Aconoidasida; Haemosporida; Plasmodiidae
Gene: EBP2
Product: rRNA-processing protein EBP2, putative
Exons: 1
Coding region: 1-1701 (566 amino acids)
Biological process (GO): ribosomal large subunit biogenesis; rRNA processing
Cellular component (GO): nuclear periphery; preribosome, large subunit precursor; nucleolus
Source: RefSeq, a predicted model, not a curated record